Messenger RNA from Astyanax mexicanus (Mexican tetra), 3370 nucleotides. It is a transcript of the gene syn2b, whose product is annotated as synapsin IIb. Bases 301 to 2499 code for a protein of 732 amino acids. The record is from RefSeq and is a predicted model, not a curated record. Gene Ontology annotation, biological process: neurotransmitter secretion. Gene Ontology annotation, cellular component: synaptic vesicle membrane; synaptic vesicle. NCBI's taxonomy places the organism in Eukaryota, Metazoa, Chordata, Actinopteri, Characiformes, Acestrorhamphidae. Gene Ontology annotation, molecular function: ATP binding. The transcript is spliced from 13 exons.
AGAGGGAGAGUGGUAGAGAGAGAGAGAGCAAGGAGGCUGAGGCAGAGUAUGAGCAUCUCUGCUUGGCUUUCAAGCUGUCAGAGCACCGAGAGAGAGAGGACAGAAACAGAGAGAGAGAGAGAGAGAGAGAGAGAGAGAGAGGAGGGGAGAUCGAGCAGCAGCAUCAACAGCAUCACGCCCAAAGCACAGGUUUUGACAGGCAGGACUCCGCUUGCUGCCUCGCUUCAAAUUAAACACAGAUUUGCUUCCUGUGCAACCUUGAGCAAUUUCUGCAAGGUUUAACCUUCACCAACCGCAGCCAUGAACUUCCUCCGCCGCCGCCUCUCCGACAGCAGCUUCAUCGCCAACCUUCCCAACGGCUACAUGACGGAUCUCCAGAGGCCUGAUCCACCUCCACCUCCUCCUCCCAGUGCUGCCUCCUCCCAGGUCCCUGCCUCUGGUCCAGCUACAGCAGCCCCAGGCACUGCCACAGCUGUCCCCACUGCCCCCACUGCCUCUGCUGCCACCGCUGCCUCCGCUUCCACCAAGUCCCCCAGCGCCUCUCCGGCUCCUGAUCGCCGACCCCAGCCUGCCCAGUCCACCAGCUCGGGCUUCUUCAGCUCCAUCACCAAUGUGGUCAAGCAGACGGCCGCAUCCGCUGGACUGGUGGAGCAGAGUCCUGCACAGAUGUCCAAGAAGUUCAAGAUUCUCCUGGUCAUCGAUGAGCCACAGCAUGAAUGGGCCAAGGUGUUUCGCGGGAAGAAGGUCCAGGGAGAUUUUGAUAUCCGUGUUGAGCAGGCGGAAUUCUCUGAAAUCAACCUCGUGGCUCACGCCAACGGAUCCUGCAGUGUGGAUAUGCAGGUGAUCAGGAAUGGGACUAAAGUUGUACGGUCCUUCAAGCCUGACUUCGUGUUGGUCCGACAGCACGCGUACAGCAUGACCCAGAACGAGGACUUCCGCAACAUGAUCAUCGGACUGCAAUAUGCUGGAAUUCCAAGUGUGAACUCACUGGAGUCUAUCUACAACCUCUGUGAUAAGCCAUGGGCGUUUGCUCAACUGAUAAGCACCUAUAAGAAACUGGGACCUGAGAAAUUCCCUCUUAUCGAGCAAACGUUCUACCCAAACUACAGGGACAUGAUUUCUAUGCCUACAUUCCCGGUGGUGGUGAAGAUUGGACACGCUCAUUCUGGCAUGGGAAAGGUUAAAAUUGACAAUCACAACGACUUCCAAGACAUUGCCAGUGUGGUUGCCAUCACUCAGACUUACACCACUACAGAACCUUUUAUCGACGCCAAGUACGACAUCAGGGUGCAGAAGAUCGGUAGCGACUACAAAGCAUAUAUGAGAACAUCAAUUUCUGGCAACUGGAAGUCGAACACCGGUUCUGCAAUGCUGGAGCAAGUAGCCAUGACUGAAAAGUAUAAGCUGUGGGUGGACGUCUGCUCAGAGAUCUUCGGAGGGCUGGAAAUCUGUGCAGUUAAAGCCAUACAUGGGAAGGAUGGGAAAGAUUACAUCACUGAGGUGGUGGGUUCCUCCAUGCAGCUGAUAGGAGAGCACCAGGCAGAGGACAGGCAGCUGAUAGCUGAAGUGGUCCUGGCCAAGAUGAACCAAACGGCAGCUCGGGCACCAGCUCGCCCUUCACAAAGACCCACAACUGCUGUCCAGCAGCCUCAGAGCUCUGCCUUAAAGGAAGGCCCACCUGACCACAGCAGGACUCCGCCCCAGCGUGUCCCUCCUCAAGGGGCCUCAGUGAAACCCCAAGAGUCCCAUCCUAAGAGUCAAGAACCUCCACCUGAGCCAGCCCCUAGUGCUCCUGCCCCGGAACCCGUGCCAAAGGCAGCUCCCACCCCAACUCCACCUCCCACAACACAGCAGCCCAAGCCCCAAGGUCAGGCAGCACCCGUGCCAGCUCCAGGAAAGCCAACAGAACUGCCCCCGAAACCACAGCCUCCAAAGCCACUUCCCCCAAAGCCUGUGCCUCCAGUCCGGCGAAACUCCAAGCCUCAGAUCCAACCAAAGCCCCAGACCCCACCUCCUGCCAAGGCCCAUCCUAAGGCCCAGCCUGAAGGCGCAGGUCAGAGUCCUUCCCAGACAGAUUCAGCCCCCACGCAGGUACAGUCCCCAGCCAAAACCCCCGCCAAGCCCCAGUCUCCUAACAAACCCCAGUCCCCAGCCAAACCCCAGGUCCAGCCCAAGCCUGUGCCUAAAGAGCAACCCCAGGUUGAAGCUCCACCUCAAAGAGCAGCUUCAACCGACACGGCACCGUCGGCUUCUGCGCCGUCACCUGCCCCUGCGCCAUCACCUGCCCCUGGACCUGCCACGGCUCCGGCCCAGGCUCCUGUCGAGGAACAGCCAGCACCUCAGCAGAAGUCUUCACAUCCAUUCCUAAACAAAUCCCAGUCUCUGACCAAUGCCUUCAAUGCCUUCGGGGAGACCUUCCGCUCCAGCAAUGAGGACGAAGCCAAGGCAGAGACCAUCCGAAACUUGAGGAAGUCUUUCGCCAGCCUCUUCUCUGACUAGUGGCUGUUCCAACUUACGGUUCCAAGCUUGGCCGCAGACUUGAUCGACGGAAGUGUGUCCUGGUCUGAGGUUAACUCCAUGUAGCUGUAUACAUUGUACCCUCCUCCCAACUCUGCUGUAAAUGUCUGAAUGUCGAUUCGCAAGUGGAGAGUGCCGUAUGGUGAUUGUCCCCGGCAAAGGUGUUGGUGUUUACAUGUUUGAUUUGCACUGGUCUGAAACAUUGCCAUCUGUACAUGGAGGACAAGGAGGCGUGUCAGUGAUGCAUGGUUCUGAGGGGAUUUCUGGAUUCGGAUUUUGGACGCGGUCGAAAGCGAGCGAUCCUGAUGGUUGCCGAGUGCUGAGGUUGUUCAUUAACCCCUUGAUGUUGUAGCCUUAUCGUGGACGUGUGUUUAAUUUACCCAAAGAGAAAUAUCUGUGAGUAGUCUCCCUCGUCUCUCCAGCGCAGUGUGUAUAUCUAGACGAUCUGUUGUUAUUAGCCGACGAGACAUUAGUUAAACAUUACCUCGAUCAGACCAAGCACUUUCCUUUCCGAGAUUCCUACAGUAUGCAGUGCUUGGACUGGUCCGUUUCAAUGCAGUAGUGGCGUUUCAGUGGAAUGCCUGGUGUUCUGUGGUGUGGCUUGGGUCCGGCACAUAACCGACAUAACGUCAAGUUAAUCAUGAGUGCCAUGUAGUAUCCUUACAUAUUGUAUAUCGUACUGUACGUUCAGCAUCUCAGGAGUUUCAGUUCUAAGUAAAUCAUUUAUUUCUGGCGUCAUAUUGUUCACGUUGUGUUUCCUUCGUUCACAGUAGAACUGCUUUGCAUGACCCGUGACGGUUGUUUUUUCUGUACAGGUCUCAAUAAAUAUGUGGCACUCCAUUCCACUAAUUUA